CUGUCAAAUGUUUUUGUUUCAAGAAACACAAAUAACGACUGUUGACAGAUAAACAUUUCUUAACAAAAACCAAAUAUUUGUGGUUUUUGUACAAGUAAUAUUUCUUGUACUUGUGUUAUCACUUUGUGUAAUUAAUGCUUCUUAAAACUUAAAAAAUUGUAAAUAUUAUUUUUAAUUCAAACAAAACAAAAUUCUACUCUAGAAUGGAUGAUUCAAAUGGCUUGAUUUAUGGCCUAGAAUUACAAGCUCGAGCUUUAGCUCCACAGCUGGCUGAAAGUAAUGAAAUUCGAUAUUUUAUUGCGACAAAUUCUUUAAAGCCCACAAAUCAAGUGCAUUUGGUUGAGUACAAUGAAGAAAAAUCGAAUAUAACUUCAAAAAUCUUUGAACAUUCAAUGGGUGAGGUGUGGAAAAUUAAUGCCAGCCCACAUGAUUUGCAUGAAAUUGCUACCUGUUACAAUGAACAGAACGGGAAUAGUUUUAAAACUAAAGCGGCUAUUUUGACAUAUAGUGACGGUGAUGCUAAUGCAGGAAAUGUUGGCAUUAAAUCGGAAUUUUUAGAGUGGCAUAAAAUGGAAAUAUUAAACACAGAAAAAUAUGGUGAAAAGGUUAAAACUGUAGAAUACCACCCAAAUCAUAAGGAAACAUUGGCCUGUGUAGUGGAUAAUAAAAUCGUGCUAUUUGAUCGUGGUGAAGCGGAAAGUAGACAAAUUGCAGAGGUAACAUCAACGGGAUCGGCUACGAAACACAUUAAUCCAUUUAAUACGGGUAAAUGGUCGUACCACCAUCAAGGCCAACAAUUUGUAGCCUUACAUGAUACUCAUGUUAGAGCCUAUGAUAUACGUGAUCCUCAACAUGUAACGUGGUCCAUAGAGGAGGCGCAUGGUCAGUUGGUACGUGACAUUGAUUGUAAUCCAAAUAAACAGUGUCAUUUUGUGACGGGCGGUGAUGAUGGUUUUAUAAAAAUAUGGGAUUGUCGCCUGCCUAAAGAACCGGUAUUUGUACGUAACGAUCAUUCGCAUUGGGUUUGGUCCGUACGCUUUAAUACAUUCCACGAUCAGUUAGUUUUAAGUAGUUCAAGUGACUGCAAAGUCUUGCUAACAUGUGCCGGUUCGGUUAGUUCUGAAGCGGUAGAAGAGUUGGCUAUAAAUAAUCCUAAAGAAGAAGUACAUCGUAAGUAUUUGGCAGAUGGCUUAUUGCAAGCCUUUGAUCAGCAUGAAGAUUCUGUUUAUUGUGUAGAAUGGAGUAAUGUCGACCCUUGGAUAUUUGCCUCGCUUAGUUAUGAUGGUCGUUUAUUAAUCUCAAAAGUACCCAAACAAUAUAAGUAUCAAAUUAUUUUGUAAUUAUUGGUAUUUUUAAUAAAUCGCUAAAUUAUAUUAGUUUUAUAGAGCUAAAA
Lucilia cuprina (Australian sheep blowfly) is the source of this 1393-nucleotide messenger RNA. RefSeq names its product EARP-interacting protein homolog. The coding region runs from base 204 to 1340 and encodes 378 amino acids. The transcript is spliced from 2 exons. The record is from RefSeq and is a predicted model, not a curated record. Lineage: Eukaryota; Metazoa; Arthropoda; Insecta; Diptera; Calliphoridae. Gene Ontology annotation, molecular function: protein binding. Gene Ontology annotation, biological process: protein ubiquitination.